Molecule: messenger RNA, 2251 nt
Organism: Owenia fusiformis
Lineage: Eukaryota; Metazoa; Annelida; Polychaeta; Sabellida; Oweniidae
Source: the annotation of a GenBank genome assembly
UCCGGUUCCGCAUGAAAUUUGAAAAAUACAAAAAGGUGGUGUAAUUUCUGUUGUAACCAUGACGACACUUGUGUUGGAUAAUGGGGCACAUACAGUUAAAGUUGGCUAUGGAAACCAAGCUGAACCAAGAGUGAUUCCAAACUGUAUAACAAAAGCCAAGAAUAUAAGAAGUCGUAUAUUUAUUGGAGAUCAACUUAAUGACUGCAAGGAUCUGUCUGGUAUUUACUAUAUACUCCCAUUUCAAAAGGGUUACCUGGUGAACUGGGAUGUACAAAGACAAGUUUGGGACUACAUGUUCUCCAAAGAUGUCAUGAAGGUGAGGUUUGAUGAGACCAACCUGUUGAUUACAGAGCCACAGUUCAACUUUGCAGCUAUUCAAGAGGGCUUGGAUGAACUUUUCUUUGAGGAAUAUGGUUUUAAAAGUCUCCUCAGAACAACAGGGAGCCAUUUAAGUCAGCACAAGUAUACCAAAGAUAACAAUGACAGUCCAUUAUGUUGCCUAGUUGUCGACUCUGGUUAUUCCUUCAGUCACAUAGUGCCUUACUACAAUGGGAAGAGAAUCAUGAAAGCCGUAAAAAGAAUCAACGUGGGUGGCAAGGUCCUUACAAACCACUUGAAAGAAGUUAUCUCAUACAGACAGUUGAUGGUAAUGGAUGAGACAUAUGUCAUGAACCAACUGAAGGAAGAUGUCUGCUAUGUCUCGACACAGUUCUGGAAAGAUAUGGAUAUAGCCAAGAAAAAAGGUGCUGAAAACACAGUCGUGACGGACUAUGUUCUGCCAGAUUACACACAUAUAAAACGUGGCUUUGUCAAGACACAAGAGGAAACAGAUGGGAAACCUAAGGGUCAUGAACAGAUUAUACGGAUGUGCAAUGAAAGGUUCGCAGUACCCGAGGUGCUGUUUCAUCCCUCUGAUAUUGGUAUUCAUGAAAUGGGUAUUAGUGAAGCCAUAGUACAUUGUAUAUCAGAGACACCUGAAGAAAUGCACCCUCAUCUCUAUGGCAACAUUGUUCUCACAGGAGGUAACUGCCUUAUCCCAGGAUUCAAAGAAAGAGUAGAAAAUGAUGUGCGCUCACUAGCUCCAGAUGAUUAUGACAUCAAGAUAUUCUGCCCUGAAAAUCCAAUCACCUAUACAUGGUCAGGAGGAUCAAAAAUCUCAAAGGACAAUAGCAGUUUUUCCAAAUUAAUGGUCACUAGACAACAAUACGAAGAACAUGGACCAAAUAUUUGUUUAGAAAAAUUUAAUUUGUAAGAGAUAAUUGAAGAGCUGAGGAACACGCUUAGCAAUACCCAAUGCACCUGAGCAGAUAAAUAACAGAAAGGGAUAAUUGUUCUACAAAGAACAGAGAUAAAGGCUCAGGAAUAAAGUGUAAAAUUGUAUAGAUAUAGAACUAGGCUUAAUAAGGAAGUGCUUUACUUCCUGGGAAGUUCUUACUUCCUGGGGAGAAGGACUUUGCUUGAGGGUCUUUGAUAUUUCAACAAAUUGUUUUUCUUUCUUUAUAAAAAAUCAAAUGUCAACGUCCAAACUCAUCAGGGCUGUAGAACUUGAGUUAGAAGACAAACGAUUAAUUCUAUAUGCAGCUCAGGAGCAUCAUUUCACAAUGUGAAAUUUGAUAAACCAGAUAUACAAUAGAUGACGCAAAUAUAUUUCAUUAUCUCGACCUCAGUUGUUCAUCAGUUUGACUUUAUCUUCAAUCAGCUGCUGGAAUAGUUUUAUCUGCAAUCUGCAACACCUGUUACGCUCUUUUGGUGAGAAAUACCAAUGUAUCUGUUAAGUCAGAGUUCAGGCUGACCUAGGCAUCGAGAAGAGAAUGUUCUCAUAUUUUAAAAUUCAUCAUAAAUUCUCAUACAAUCAUCUGUGCAGUGUCACAUCAUUGAGCUUAAAUAAUAUAAGGGUACCUCGAUGGAUUUUAUUUUUGCAAAACCACAUGGUGAAAAAAGAAAUUAUUUUAUACGGAUGAAAAAUAAAUAUUAAUACACAAUGUCAUAAUGUGAUGAUGUCUGCCAAGCAGUAUUAAAUUGUUGGGCUCUGGUGAUUAUUCAUAAUGACGGAAUAAAAUCUAGAAAGAUUACAAUAUUAUUGGUUUCAUGUUGCAGGUAAUUUACUCUGACAUUGUUUUAUGUCAGUGUGUUUUCUGUCAUGUUUAACAUCCUUUCGUAACAGUUUCAUAAUUAACUUGUCUAAACUGACGCUUUUUGUUUCUUAAACAACAGGAUAUGCGCCAUUUAUAUUUACGCCCUUGGUCAAAUA